GCUAAAGACUAUCGCGUGUAGUCGGUUGUGCUGCUUUUGGAUCGGUGACUUCACCUUGAAGAGGCUCCAAGAUGUCCAAGGACGACGACUACGACUAUCUCUUCAAGGUGGUGCUCAUUGGAGACUCUGGUGUGGGCAAGUCCAACCUCCUUUCCAGGUUCACACGUGACGAGUUCAAUUUGGAGUCCAAGUCCACGAUCGGUGUGGAAUUUGCGACCAAGAGCAUUACGACCAAUGGGAAGGUGAUCAAGGCACAGAUCUGGGACACUGCUGGGCAGGAGCGUUACAGGGCCAUCACCAGCGCGUACUACAGAGGUGCUGUCGGCGCUUUGUUGGUGUAUGACAUCUCAAAGAGGGUCACCUUCGAGAAUCUAGAGCGUUGGCUACAGGAGUUGCGAGACCACGCCGAUCCCAACAUUGUCAUCAUGCUGGUGGGCAAUAAAGGGGACCUUCGCCACUUGAGGGCAGUUGGGCAGGAUGAGGCCUUGGCCUUUGCUGAGAAGCACGGCCUUGCGUGCAUUGAGACUUCUGCCCUUGAAGCCACCAACGUGGAGACAGCCUUCAUGAGGCUUCUGUCUGAGAUCUACACGUUGAUGAGUUCCAGGCAGAUCACUGACGCAGAUUCCUUCCGGAAUGCCCAGCCUGCCAUGCAGGUCGAGCCAGUGCAAGCAGCCCCCAGCCGUAAUGGCUGCUGCCCCUGAUGGGUUGGUUCCUAAUGGAGUGGCGAUGCUGGAAUUUUCAUUCUCGCAUGGCUGUCUCGAAAUAGCACAAUCGCAGCAAAAGAGGAGAGUGCACAGAACCUGUGUUUGGUUUAGACAUUGGUGUCCUCUUUCCUAAGGCUUCGAAGAAGUGAUUGAAAUCGAUGGGCGCACGUGAAUGGAUGUGCGGAAUGUCAAUGGAUGCUGAUGGUGCCACAGCCAACCGGCAAAGCGC
Durusdinium trenchii is the source of this 933-nucleotide messenger RNA. NCBI's taxonomy places the organism in Eukaryota, Dinophyceae, Suessiales, Symbiodiniaceae. The record is from the annotation of a GenBank genome assembly.